This is a messenger RNA of Drosophila ficusphila, 774 nucleotides long. RefSeq names its product signal recognition particle 9 kDa protein (gene Srp9). The transcript is spliced from 2 exons. Bases 42 to 314 code for a protein of 90 amino acids. Gene Ontology annotation, cellular component: signal recognition particle, endoplasmic reticulum targeting. Gene Ontology annotation, biological process: SRP-dependent cotranslational protein targeting to membrane; negative regulation of translational elongation. NCBI's taxonomy places the organism in Eukaryota, Metazoa, Arthropoda, Insecta, Diptera, Drosophilidae. Gene Ontology annotation, molecular function: 7S RNA binding. The record is from RefSeq and is a predicted model, not a curated record.
CUUUCAACGUCACGCCGUCCAGUUUUUGUUGUUGUUUUUUGAUGAAUUUGGACCGAAAUUCAGUUUGUUCGACUUUAAAAAUGGUUUUUGUGAAAAACUGGGAGGAUUUUGAGAUUGCCGCAGAGAAUAUGUAUAUGGCGAAUCCCCAAAACUGCCGAUACACAAUGAAAUACGUGCACUCCAAGGGCCACAUAUUGUUAAAAAUGACGGACAACGUAAAGUGUGUGCAGUACAAAGCGGAAAAUAUGCCGGACCUCAAGAAAAUCGAAAAGAUUACCAGUAAUUUGGUGGGACACAUGGCCUCCAAGGAAUAAAACCCCGUGGAACACGAACAACACUUUGGCCACGGCGACACUUCUGCCCACAAACAACAACAACAAACCACACAUGUAAAUCAGCCACAAUUGUUGUUGUUUUAUUAGGGCAGGUGUGUGCGUGUGUGUGUGCCAUUAACACCCGCAAAUGAAUUUAGUUUUUAAGCGCCAUAAAACCGCCUAGUUUUAAAUUCGAAUGUGGCGAUCAGAGUAGCUGCUAUUAGCCUGCUUUUAAACGACAUUUUAUAAAUGUCGGCUCUGUACACGUUGCGAAUUGGCUGCGGGUGGAUCGUCGGGAGAUCGAAAUUCCAACCUGCAGAAGGCGGUGGCGCAAAAUAGUUUUUGAAAAGUUAAACAUACGAUUUUGUAUUUAUUGUAAAAGUCAAUGGGUCGUACACAUUUCCAUGAAAUGAUUGAAAUAAACCAAGGGAGUACUGCAGAACACAAUGAAACGAAGAAA